Molecule: messenger RNA, 4020 nt
Organism: Durusdinium trenchii
Lineage: Eukaryota; Dinophyceae; Suessiales; Symbiodiniaceae
Source: the annotation of a GenBank genome assembly
AUGGCACUUUGGGUGGCGCGGGAGCAGUUGGGCCGGAACAAUUUGCAAGGGGCCGACAGUGAGGAGCUCACGAAGUUGUUGCACCCAGAUCAUUUGGCCUACCUGCGAGAUAUCAGAGCUCAAGGCGUGCCCGCCAGGUACCAAGGGCAGAGGGAGCGAGUGACGACCCGACCACACCCGCGGGCGAGGGCAGACAUGGGCCAAGUGUAUGUCCAGUUGAUGAAGGACAUCGCGAAGCACCGAGUUCUGGUCGCCUCAGCGAGCCAUUCAGCCCUCAAGCAUACGGUCUCCUCACCCUUUGAACUGGUUCCCAAGAUGCUGCCGAAUCGGUCCUUGUCAACCGAAGCUAGGCUGGUGCAUGAUCAACGGCAGGUCAACGGAGGAACCCACAAGGAUCUUCACCCGCCUGCGGCACAGCCGACCCAUGAGCAGGUGGCGAGGCGCAUUUUGUGGCUGAAGGCGAGAUACCCCGGCAUCAAGGUCGUUCUGGCAAAGAAAGACGUGGCUGGUGCCUUCAGAUUACUAUGGGUUGAUCCCAGGGAUGUGGAGCUGUUUGCGGGUGACGUCCCAUGGAGGCCAGAGUUGAUGGGACCGGGAGGAUCGGCGGCCAAGUUUCAAGGACUGGGAGAUCUUACGGUCAUCUACCUGGUCUCGAGCUUCGGGUUCUCGGGCUCCCCGGGAGAAUGGACGGCAUGGGGGCGUGCUACGGAGGAAGUCCACCGCAACCUCCGCCCGAUUGACAGCAGGAGAGAUGGAGAGCUGCACUUCUGCGGGAAGAUUUUGGUCGAUGACAUGGUGCUUGUCGAGCCCGUGAUGGGAUUGAGACCCUGGGUGUCCAGUGAGGUGUACGAGUGGGCGGUGACGCAACUCCUAGGGGAGAAGGCCAUCAACAAGCUCAAGGAUGCGGAAGAAGGGAUGUCCUUGCCCGAGGCCCGGAUUCUCAAGGGGGCUUACUUGUUGGCUCAGCCGUGCUUCAACUACGGGGACAAAAACCUUCCCCUCAAGGAGCUACAACGAUUCCGAGGGAUCGCCAAUGGUUGGAGCACCGUUGUCACUGGACUCAAGAACGAGCUCCGCAGUGCAGAUGUGUUUCUUGGAGGAGUUGGAGGAGCCGCAGUUCAACCUAAACUAGCCCAGCCUGAAGGGUCCGAAGCUCGGGUGGAUGAGGAGGAACGAAGUUGGGAGGCCCUUUGGGAGUUGUUCGAGGACUGCAGGUGGUUGUGUGCCCGUUCAGAGACGUGGGCUACGAAGUUUGGGGGCGACAUCAGAGAGUUGCUCCCGCCUUUGGACCGCUUGGCCCUGCCUGGACAGCAAGGGGAAGGCCCGAUCUUCGUCUCCUCUGACGCUACGCCGGAGGUUGUUGCAGCCAUCGAUUGGACCAAUGGCCUGGCUUGUCGCGAGGAUGUUGAGACCCUGAAGCCAUGGAUUCGGCAGGUUACAGAGGCCGAGGGGCAAGAGGGCGGCAAGCUCGCCAUUCAUCUGGGCGAGAUGCUGAGCUUCGUGGCCUUUGCUUGCAAGGUUGGCCAUUUGUGGGAGGGCAGAGUGGUCGUCUAUGCAGGGGACAACAAGGUCGUCUACUUCUGGAUUACCGGGCGGAAGAGUGGAGUCCGGGCCGGGAGGACCUUUCACAAUGAGGAUGCGGACGCCCUCACCCGUUUGGAGGAGAAGCAGGCGGACGAGCUCAUGGUGAAGAAGGGUUGGGACAAGCUGGACAUCAAGGAGAGCAUCCACCAGGCUUUGGAGGACACGGAGCGGUUUGGCUUGUGCUUUUUGUCCUGGGCAGAUCAGGAGGACAGAUAUGAGUUGAUGAGGUUGAGGGAACUACGGGUCUUCAGAACCGUCCUCCGACAGCCAGCCGAGCUGAGGGAGGUAGAGGACUUCGAAUACUUCACUGGGGGAGCCAGGGAUCCGGAGCACAAGGUCAUAGCAGCCACCAUCGGACCUGACCCGAAAGGAAGGCGAGUGGCGGAGUUCACGGCCUAUCUCGACAGUGAGGUCUUUGACAUUGCCGUCCUGGAGGGACCGACCGAGGUGCGAUGGGCGCGCCUGGAGCAAUGGGCGAAGAGUGUGGGAUGGAGCUGUGUGUUCCAAGAGUUCCUCACGUCCCAGCUUGGGGAAGCUAUGGUGAGGAGAAGGGUCGCGGGCUUCGUUUUCCCUACGGAAAAGUCCUCGGAGGCGGUCGAGUUUUUGAUGGUGAAGUCGGUUACUCCGCCAGCGAUGGGGUCCUACUUGAAGAAGCUCAAGGAAGGCAACUGCGUUCAGACCGAACGGUAUGAGGCAGCCAUCAAUGUGGGCCAAGAGGUCAUGCUCCCGGUGGUGACAGCCCAUGCGUGGAUCAGGCAGGACGGGGAGAGGCAGAAUGUCUAUUCCUUGAGCGGACCUUGCCGGUGGCCCCUCACUGACUCCUUAGAGAAGGGCAUGCAACGCAUCCUAGUACAGGACAAGACCGCCCCGGUGGGCAAGGUGAGGAGCCUCACGGGCGAGGAGGUGUGGGUGCUGCAGGGCAGGCGCCUGGACGAGUGGAGGAACCUGGUGGAGCUGAUCGGGGAGAAGGAAGCGGAGAAGGAAGGCUGCUGCCGGGCUACAGGCCGUCGAACUGCUCUGAGCCUGAUCAGCACCGCUGCGGAGAUUGUGAAAGAGGGUAAGGAAAGCAAGGCAGGGAUGUGCCUCGACAAGGAGGAUUACAAGUCAUUGGGCAUUUUGCUGCAGUGGCUGAGGAGAUGGCGUCGUGGAGACUUCAGGCGAGCACUACCAGAUCGUAAGGCUGGAGGCCGUGAUGAUCAGAUGCGAUCGGUGUGGUUCUGGGGUGAAGAGUUGUGGCUUGGCGCCCUCGAGGAUGACGAGAUGACCUUCGGAAGCAGUGAGGACCGGAAAUGCGGAGGUCGCCGCAGGAAGGAGGUGAGGCCAGUGGAGGAGACCGGUGCUCGUUUCAUCGACCUCAACCCAGACUUCAAUCCAGAUAUGGAGAUCCAGGCGCAGGUGGAGGAGUGGUUGGAAGCCCACUUGGUGGGUGACAAGGCAGCCAGCACCCAGAAAGCAUAUGCCACCGCUUGGGGCAAAUGGUGUGAUUGGAGCCGACGACAAGGCUGGCUAACUCCUUUCCUCGACCACAAUGGCGACCCAAUCCACAAUGAGAACAAGGUCCUGGGCUACCUGGGCUACUUGGGAUGGCUGGGUACGUCAGUGGCCACGAUGAAGCAGGCAGUGUUCGCCAUCAAGGACGCACACAAGAGAGCCGGCCAUGGUGACACGACGGUCAAGAUGCACCGUCUUUGGAUCGUUCUCAACUCGUUGGAGAAGAACUCAGUGAAGAAGCCAAGGCGGCUGGGUGUCACGGUCCAGAUGAUCAAGUGGCUUGGCAAACAGAUGGCCUCAGGAGCGGACGCCAUGGGCGAGCUCAAAGUUGACUGCAGGAUGGUGCAUGCAGCGGUGGUCACGGCCUGGUUCUUCAUGCUUCGUGCCAGGGAGUUCUCUGACUCCAGCGGGGUGGAUCAGGAGAUGAUCGUCAGGGGGCAAGAUGUAUCCCUCACAACUCGUGGCCAACCCGACGAGAAUGAUCCUCAGGAAGUGACCUUGCAGUUCCGCAAAACCAAGGCGGAUCAGGAGGCCUUCGGGACGUGCAAGACGAUGCUGAGGACGGAGGUCGAGUUCGUGUGUGUGGUCACUGCGCUCCAUCGACUACGCGAAGUGGCACCGAGGAGGUUUGGGCGGGGCCCAGAGAGUCACAUGCCCUUGUUCCGGUGGGCUUCGGGACCUGUCCUCAAGCGCUUGGAGGUCCAGAACCUUCUGCAGAGAGCGGCACGAGCUCUCGGCUUGCCGGCAGAGCGCUUCCAGUCCCAUUCGCUACGAAUUGGUGGAGCGUCGGCGCUUUACCAAGCCACGGGGGAGAUUGAAGUGGUCAAGAGGACCGGGCGAUGGACAUCGUCAGCGGUGCAGCGCUAUCUCCAUGACUCGGGCGACGUCCUGUCAGGUCUGGCGCGGAAGAUGGCCAAUGUGGACCAGCACGUGCAUUACACCUGA